This is a messenger RNA of Lasiosphaeria miniovina, 1117 nucleotides long. RefSeq lists its product as uncharacterized. The transcript has 3 exons. Gene Ontology annotation, molecular function: RNA binding. The coding region runs from base 436 to 819 and encodes 127 amino acids. Gene Ontology annotation, cellular component: NatC complex. The record is from RefSeq and is a predicted model, not a curated record. NCBI's taxonomy places the organism in Eukaryota, Fungi, Ascomycota, Sordariomycetes, Sordariales, Lasiosphaeriaceae.
AUGAACACUUAAGCGGGGGCGAAAGCCGCGUUUGUUACAAAUUACCAAUUACGGAAUACGAAUAAGCUAAGAUAGAGCACCUCAGCUAACCAGAAUCCUACUUUACUCUGUAUAUUUAUGGUUUCGGGAGCUUGCAUGAGCAAAGUUAAGGCACUGUCUGGAAAGACUGAUGCACAUUGAAGACAAGUCAAGUCGAAGAAUACUUCCAUCAGCUUACCUGACACCUAGAUCUUAGGUGAUACUACAUCUCUCCGCGGCGCAGGUGCUAGACGUGCAGGCCAAACCAGGCCAGGUCAAGGCCAACAACAUAAAAACCAACGCCCAGCCUCGCUUCAGCUCCGAGCACGCACACGUCGGGUGUGUAAGUAAUCCCAGACGCACACUCACGAAGGGUGGGCGGGAGUAAGACCAACCUGCCUAGGAAACAGAGCCAAAAUGAUGAGAGACGACACGAGCAUCGACAUCAGCACGUCCCUUGAGGCGGGGGACGAGCAGGCCAAGACGAGGGAAGAGGCGGGCGGCUUUCUGCGGUCGCUGCUCAACAAGAACCUGCGCGUGACGACGACCGACUCGCGCAUGUUCAUGGGCAGCUUCAAAUGCACUGACACGGAAAGCAACAUCGUCCUGCAGGACACAUACGAGUACCGGCAGCCGUCGCUGCAGGCGCUGCAGAAGCAGGUCGAGGAGGCGGUGGGCGCCGCCGCCGCCGCGACGAUCAAGGCGGACAUGACGUCUCGCUUCCUGGGCUUGGUGGUGGUGCCGGGGAACCACAUUGUCAAGAUGGAGCUGGACGAAUUUGUGAGCCAGAUGAGGAAAUGAAUAAAAUAAGCCUCUACAGAGUGAAUGAAUGGCCUUGGUAUCUAUUUAUCGGUGCCGCUGUUUCGUAAUAGCUCUGUCUUAUCUUCCCCUACUGCCUCUAUUGGGUGAGAGGGCGCGUUAUUAGGCCGCGGAAGUGCCAGACAUUGAAUACAUGUAUCUAUAAACUCUGCGGACAGCUUCCAACUAGGCACCUACCUUAGGUACUGAGAUUGAUUGAGCUCUAAAUAUUAUGGUUUUGUGGGAGUGCCAACGGAUCCCAGGCGACAAGGCUAUGAGCGUAUAUCUGACUCGUGACUCU